Messenger RNA from Diorhabda carinulata, 776 nucleotides. Its product is annotated as coenzyme Q-binding protein COQ10 homolog B, mitochondrial-like. The transcript is spliced from 2 exons. Gene Ontology annotation, biological process: ubiquinone biosynthetic process; cellular respiration. Bases 215 to 724 code for a protein of 169 amino acids. Gene Ontology annotation, molecular function: ubiquinone binding. The record is from RefSeq and is a predicted model, not a curated record. Lineage: Eukaryota; Metazoa; Arthropoda; Insecta; Coleoptera; Chrysomelidae. Gene Ontology annotation, cellular component: mitochondrion.
UGUCAUUCCAUACUUGUAUAUCAAGCUUCAUAAUAUUCGUAACAUCCUAUGAUUAAGCAAACAAAUGUCAUUCAUCAUUCAGUCAUGUCAUGAAAUAUCAAAUCCAUAAAAAACAUGUAAUUUAAGUUUUUACAUUUCAUCAAAAACUCAUACUUAUGGGGCAACUGUAAAGUCAACCUUGUGAAAUUUAAGUACAUAACGCCUUUUAUAAGACAUGGUUCUAAAUUAUUUGUUCAGAAGAAAACCGGAGUACAGAACACGGAAACUCCUUUGUUUUUCUAAAGAGCAGAUGUAUGAGGUAGUAGCAGAUAUAGAAAAUUAUAGCAGUUUUUUACCGUUUUGUACCCAAUCAAAUAUAGUAGAUCAGAAUCAAAGUGAGCUCAAGGUAAAAUUGGAAAUAGGAUUUCCUCCCAUUAAAGAAAAAUACACCUCGUUAGUAACAAUGAAUAAACCGAAUUUAAUUUUGGCCAAAAGUUGCGACGGUGAACUAUUUGAAUAUUUGGAAACCGUUUGGAAAUUCACUUCGGUACCUCAAGGGGAUCCGAUGACUUGUAUAGUAGAUUUUUCGAUCAAAUUCAAAUUUAAAUCUAAUUUGUAUACGCAUGUGGCAUCAGUUUUCUUUGGAAAAUUAGUCAAGUGUUUGGAAACCGCGUUUAUCAACGAAGCUGUCAGAAGAUAUGGAAGAUCAUCAACUUGCAUAUUUGAAAUGACCUCACAAGAUUGACUUUUACAUGUUGUCCUUUUCCUCUGAACUAAUAAAGUCUUGAAACUACUAA